Paramuricea clavata is the source of this 3658-nucleotide messenger RNA. NCBI's taxonomy places the organism in Eukaryota, Metazoa, Cnidaria, Anthozoa, Malacalcyonacea, Plexauridae. The record is from the annotation of a GenBank genome assembly.
UCACAGUGGUCUUUUGUAAUUGUAUACAAUAAUGCUUUUAAAUCCGGCUAAUAUCACGUAGAUCUUUGCUGCGGUUUCUGAAGGCUUAUUGGCUAUCUAAGAUCUGUAUUUGCUGGAUUUGAAAGCAGUUCAAGUCAGGAAAACUGCUUCAAACCUCUACACUCUACAGGGUACUAUUAUUGAUGGUUGUCAGCGUAGAACUUGUCGCUGAUUAAGUUGGGGACUCUCGGGUAUGUGAUUCUUUUUGUCUGAUUCUUAUUAUUCCCGAUAUCGCUAUAUUUAUCCUCGUUUUUAUCCUCGUCGUCACUUUCGUGCCUUCCUAAAUAUUUAAUAUAUAUCGUCUUCUACUGUGUUUACAAGAUAUUGUUACUGUGUUCUAAAAUAUGAAAAUAGAUCACCUAUAGAUAAAUAAAUUAAUGGGUGUCAGUACGAAUUGUAAUUGUAUCCCCGUUCCACGUCGUUUCAUACUGAACAGCACUCCAUUCAGUUCAAUCCCCGAUUCAAUGCAAGGAUUCCCCGAUUCGCCGUUCCCUUUAUUAAAUUUAGAUAGCCGUGAACGUGGUUUAUCAGUCAGAUCAAUAUGACGUUUCGAUCCUGAAAGGUUUUGAUACAAUCGUACUAGCAUUUUGCCAUUUUCUGAUCUUGCAUUUGAUACUUAAGUUUAUAGACAAUUCUAUUCACUUUAAUUUGGUUAUCGUGGAGACUAUAAAUGUAUAAGAAUGCUAAAUGUAGGUAUUGAUUUCGAAUUAGCCUGUGUUCCAGACUGUAUUGCGCUUUAUUGCGCUUAUUUGUGAAAAUUCAUGACAUAUCUGAGUAAAAGGUCAACAAAUUAGUUACGACCCUUGUUGCAUUUCAUUUGUUCAAUUGAAUAUCAUAUUGAUCUGCAAUACAUUAGAGACAUCGCUGCACCGAAAAUUUAGUAGUUUGAAGCAUCGAGAGAAGUAGGCCUAAAAUUUACAUUGAACAUCAAGUGACAAGAAAAUAUUAGUUCGAUUUUGAAGCUCGAUAUAUUAAACCCGGCCAAACAGAAGCAUUAAGCUCAGUAUAAUGGCCAAUCAGAAUCUACUACUCAGAUCUUCGACAAGGUUACGACGGCCAGAAUAAAAUCAUUCAAAUAAACGAUUGUAAAGAAAGCUUGUAUAUAUAAAUAAGACAAUUAUUGAUCAUAUCAUUUUAAUACUGUUUGGUUAGCUUGACAUAGUGGGUUUAUUGUUUGAAUUGUUGAGCAAAUUUUACCGUGGUAUUGAGCUAAUCAGCUGAGUAUCACCUCUUGCGUCUUGUAAAAUGCAGGCGUUUUAUCCAAUAGGCAAUGCAAUUAUCCGUUGUACGUGUAUGACGUCUUAAAGACUUAAACUCCCGUGGGAUAUUAAUGAAUAAUAAAUUAUCCAUUUUUUCUUAACUAUUGUGAAUCUCAUUGUUUGAAUAGCCGUCGCUAUCACGUUGACGUCCCACAUCGUAAGGUUCUAAUAAGCCUGGUUUCCAUAUGAUUGUAACUAUCGCGAAUGUGUCCUGAAGUGUUAUCGACUUAUCGUGAAUGAUUUUUAUUCGCUUGUUUCCAUAUGGUUGUAACUGUCGUGACACUGUCGCAAGUUUAACUUCGUACCCAGGGAUCGUACAAGCAGCUGGCGUGUAAAGUCCGUUCUGCGCAUCAGUUCUGCUCAUAACAAAGGGGGACCCGCAGAUAUAAACAUUGCCCAAAUUUUACAUCUUUUUAGCUUUUUUGAAUUGAAACACAUAGAAUUUUAAUAUAUUCAUUUACAAGCAUAGCGAACCAGAAAAGUGUUAGAUAUUCAGUGAGCAUAUCAUAUUUUACAAAUAUACAAUGUAGCAGUUCAAAAUGUAAACAAAGCGUUUGUUUACAUCACGGACUUUACAGCAUCUUUAAGAAUAAUAUAUUUUAGUAUAAUUACAUUUUAGUAUAAUUACAUAAAUUGUUAAGUAAAAAUCGUCCAUCUUCCAGGUUUUAGCACAAUUUAUGUGAAUUCACUACUUUUGCUACUGAAGCCUUGGAAUUCAGGCAAAACCCUAAUGAAAACCCAUUAUUUUUAAAGUAAUAUAAGCGAAACAAAUUUGUUUCUAAAUGUUUGAUUCAGUUCGUGAUAGUUCUGUGCAAAAACUUUGUGAACAACACGACACGUUGCUAAUUUGCGCCGGUGACGCAUUUCCGGUCACGCAAUCUUGAACGAACAUCAAAGGUUCUUUCUAAAGAAAGCGGAUAAAUACUUUAAAUAUGCAAUUAAAUUUAGUAAUGUGCGCUUUAGCUCGAAUACAAAAUAUAUGUAAUUUUUUUCUCUGCCGUUGUCAUUGCCGUUUCCAGUUCCCGAACUAAUAAUAGACCACAACGCCCCCCUCCAACAGGCAAAUUUGAAUUAACACGAUAGUGGAUAGUGAAUAUUAUCUAAACUGGGUCUGAAGGAUAAAACAAAGAGCAGGAAAAAGGUCUGCUUAAGCUAAGAUGUUAUGACAAUUUGUAUUUUGCUUAUAAAGACUUUAAAAUAGAUCGAUUUGCAAAACAAUAAAUUAAAACACUUAGAACGGCAAGGUUCAUAAUAAUCAUAUUAUGAUGUUGCUAUAGGAAAUUAUGAUGUUGCUGUAGGAAAGAAUUUCAGGAUUCCAAGAUUCCAGAAUUCUAAAAUUCCAGAUUCCAGGUUUUACAUCAAGCCACUGCACUUGGAGAUAUCAUGUAAAUCAUGCAGGCAAAAGGAAAUUCGACUUUAAUUCCGUUGACUUUGGAACUACAGGUGUAUUUGGGUUUAAAUUUGUUCUAGACUCACUUGACACUUACUCUGGUAAAUUGAUAUUUUAUUUCCAAAAUUUCAAUCAAGAUAUUGGUGCAACACUUGACCCUACGCAGGAUUCCAUACCUGGGCCAUCAUUGUGAAGCUGAAACAACAAUACAGUAUAUGAUCUUAUAUGGUUAUCGGUUGAUCUACUAUAAAAUGAUCUAUAUAUAUUCGAAGCGCUAUCUGGCUCGUAUUAUCGUCAAAAGCUUAUUUCUGUUCUUUGGAAUGCAUUACACUUGGCUAUGCUAUUACAGGUAUGCCUCAACAAAUUCAAACGAGGAACGCCUGGCCGUUAUAUGGCCUAAUUCAAACCGUAAUUCUGCGACAAAAUGGACGACACGACAAAGCCAUCGCCUAAAUUCAAGCACGGUUCCGCACGGCUGCAACACGUCUGUGUUUGUUCUCAUUAUCGUCAUUUCUUCGCCGAAGAACUUUGAACAGAGGUCUAUAAUUCGGUCUACAUGGGCUGAAAUUAAAGACAUGGAUCCUGAAAUAUCAAAUAUUAUUAUUAAAGGGUCUUACACUGGGGAAAGUCUGGUUAAAACAGUGUUUUUACUUGGACAAACUAACAAGGAAACUCAACGUAGUAUAGAAACGGAAUCGGAAUAUUACAACGAUCUUGUGAUUGGGUCAUUCACUGAUAGUUAUGGUAACUUAACAUUAAAAACAAAGCUUGGUCUAGAAUGGGCUCAUCAAUUUUGCAAGUUUGAAUACUAUUUGAAGACAGAUGAUGAUGUUUUUGUGUACAGCAAGGGACUUGUGAAAUGGUUGUGGCAAUUACCAAGAGAGAAGGUCUAUACGGGUAGAUGUGAUUUUAAUAAGACGGUGAUUCGAGUAGCCAAGCACAAAUGGUAAGUGUGAAUAAAGUUUAGACA